Molecule: messenger RNA, 1746 nt
Organism: Pipistrellus nathusii (Nathusius's pipistrelle)
Lineage: Eukaryota; Metazoa; Chordata; Mammalia; Chiroptera; Vespertilionidae
Source: the annotation of a GenBank genome assembly
AUGGCCGAGGCGGCGCCCGAGCGGGCGUCAGAGAGGGACAGACAAACAGGGGAUGAGAGACCUUCGACAACUUCUCCAUCAUCCCAGCAGGCUGCGGAGAAGAACUCCUACCUCUACUCCACGGAGAUCACCCUGUGGACAGUGGUGGCUGCUAUCCAGGCCUUGGAGAAGAAAGUGGACUCCUGCCUGGCCCGCUUGCUGACUCUGGAGGGACGGACGGGGACGGCCGAGAAGAAGCUGGCUGACUUCGAGAAGACGACCUUGGAGUUCGGGAACCAGCUGGAGGGCAAGUGGGCCGCGCUGGGGACCCUGCUGCAGGAGUACGGGCUGCUGCAGAAGCGGCAGGAGAACAUGGAGAACCUGCUGAGGAACAGGAACUUCUGGAUCCUGCGGCUGCCCCCGGGCAGCAAGGGGGAGGCCCCCCAGGUGCCCGUGACCUUUGACGAUGUGGCCGUGUAUUUUUCCGAGCUGGAGUGGGGCAAGCUGGAUCCUUGGCAGAAGAAUCUGUACAAGCACGUGAUGAGGGGCAACUAUGAGAUGCUGGUCUCCCUGGAUUACGCCAUCUCCAAACCAGACAUCCUCACUCGGAUAGAGAGGGGAGAGGAGCCUUGUCCUGAAGGCCUGUGGGGCCAGGAGGAGGGGGAAGAGAGAGAGGAAGCUUGCCCAGGCAGGCCGGACGCUGUUCCAGAGCACGUUCCCAGCCCAGUCAGGUCUGACCAGGAGGGUCCAAGUGAAAGGCAGAGCCCCGAGCACCAGAGAGACUCAGGAGCAAGAGUGACUCCACCGGGAGCAAGCACGGGGCCCCCAGCCAGAGCCAGCGUUUUGUCCACAAUUAAACAGGAGGAAGAUUCUUCAGAUGGGGAGCCCCCUAUCUCCCCUCCUAGGGGCAUCCUGCCCAGCGUGGGUCUAGGUGCUGCCGCCGGUCUGGUCAUCAAGACGGAAGCAGAGUCUGAGGACGAGAUGAUGCCGGAGCAGCUCUUCCUGGGGAAGCCCCCCUGCCAGGCCCAGAGCACAGGCCCCCAGGGGCCCAACAGCAGGAACGCGGGUCCCCGCCAGCUUCUUGCCCAGGGGGUGCCCAGGGUGCGGCCCGGAGACCCUCGGCCUCGGCCCGCAGGGGCAGCGGGCGAGGCGCCCCGCACCCUCCCGCGCCGGCGGGAGCGGACGUUCCCCUGCCCCGACUGCGGGCAGAGCUUCCGCCUGAAGAUCAACCUGACCAUCCACCAGCGCACCCACGUGGAGGAGCAGCAGCGCCAGGCGCGGGCCAGCUCGCCCAGCGGCUGGGGGGAGGCGCCCUCGGCGCUGGAGCCCGGGGAGGUGGUGGUGUCCGGGCCCGUCAUCCGCUGGCUCCCCGAGGAGCCCCCGGGCCGCCGCGCCCUGGCCGGCCGGGCCUUCGCGGGGCGGCGGCCGGCGGCCAAGCUGUACCACUGCAGCGAGUGCCUGUGCUUCUUCCAGCGCCGCAAGAACCUGCUGCUGCACCAGCGGCUGCACACGGGCAACGGCCAGGGCUGGCCGGCCUGCCCCUACUGCGGCAAGGCCUUCCGCCGGCCCUCCGACCUCUUCCGCCACCAGCGCAUCCACACCGGCGAGCGGCCCUACCAGUGCCCGCAGUGCGGCCGCGCCUUCAACCGCAACCACCACCUCACCAUCCACAUGCAGACCCACGCGCGCGGCCAGGCCUGCGCCUCGCCCCCCGCCUGCCCCGGGAGCCCGCCCCGGCCGCGGCCCGGCCACGCGGAGGAGGGCUGA